This is a messenger RNA of Didymodactylos carnosus, 1407 nucleotides long. The record is from the annotation of a GenBank genome assembly. Lineage: Eukaryota; Metazoa; Rotifera; Eurotatoria; Philodinida; Philodinidae.
AUGAUGUCAAAUACAAGUAAUAUAUCGAAUAAUGUUAACCAAUUUUUGGAUUUUAUAAAUCAAAGUCCAACCGCUUUUCAUUGUGUGGACAAUGUUAAAACUAUAUUAAAAACUGCCGGAUUUAAAGAAUUAAAUGAAAAUGAACAAUGGAAUAUUCAACAACUGGGAAAAUAUUAUGUAACAAAAAAUGGUUCAUGUUUAGCAGCAUUCGCUGUUGGUGGACAAUAUAAACAUGGUAAUGGUUUUGCUUUGGUUGCUACACAUACAGAUAGUCCACAUUUGAGAGUCAAACCGGUUUCAAAACGUGAAGAUAACGGAUUUUUACAGGUGAAUGUUGAGUGUUAUGGAGGAGGCAUUUGGCAUACAUGGUUUGAUCGUGAUUUAACACUAGCUGGAAGAGUCUUUUUCCGCAAAAAUGAUAAAAUAGUAACAAAACUUGUUCAUGUUAAACGUCCAAUUUUGCGAAUUCCUAACAUAGCCAUCCAUUUGCAACGAGAUAUGAAUGAAAAAUUUGUAAUUAAUAAACAAGAUCAUUUACAAGCCGUGCUAUCAUUAAAAGCCACAGAAGCGUUAAAUAAGAAAAAAGAUGAAAAUGACAAAUCAGACUGCAGUACAAAAACUAAUGAUGGAGAUUCUGAGUCAAAAAAACAUCAUAGUGAAUUAUUAGAAUUAAUUGGUGAUGAAUGUCAAUGUAAGCCAGAAGACAUAAUCAAUUUCGAUUUUAUGUUAGCCGAUACUCAACCGGCGUGUGUGGGUGGAUUGAAAAAUGAAUUUCUUUUUUGUCCAAGACUAGAUAAUCAAAUGAGUUCAUAUUGUGCUAUACAGGGCUUGAUUCAAUCUCUUGAUAGUUUAACAAAUGACAGAUACAUUCGUGGUGCAUUACUCUACGAUAAUGAAGAAAUUGGUAGUGAAAGUGCUCAAGGUGCGAUGUCUGAAUUUACACAGCAUAUACUUCGGCGAAUAACAAGAGAUAAUCAUGAACAAUCAAUAGCAAAUUCAUUUCUAGUCUCAGCUGAUAUGGCUCAUGCUAUUCACCCAAAUUACAGUUCACUACAUGAUAAGGAUCAUAAACCAACACUUUCUCAUAGUGGUGUUGUUAUUAAAACAAAUUGUAAUAAUAGAUAUGCAACGACAGCAUUUACAUCAACGAUAAUAAAAGAGGUUGCUCGAAUUGACAAUGUUCAGUUACAGGAAUUUUGUAUGCGUAAUGAUAUGCCAUGUGGAACAACUGUGGGACCUAUUCUCAGUUCUCGAUUGGGAAUUUAUACAAUUGAUGUAGGUGCUCCUCAACUGUCGAUGCAUUCCAUUCGAGAAAUGUCGUCGGUAAAAGUUUUUGAAAAUUAUUUGAUCUUUUUCCAGGCAUUUUAUAAAAAUUUCCAACAAGUUCGUGAUUCUAUUGAAAUUUAA